This is a messenger RNA of Pochonia chlamydosporia 170, 1230 nucleotides long. Its product is annotated as nucleosome assembly protein Nap1. Gene Ontology annotation, biological process: nucleosome assembly. NCBI's taxonomy places the organism in Eukaryota, Fungi, Ascomycota, Sordariomycetes, Hypocreales, Clavicipitaceae. The transcript has 5 exons. Bases 1 to 1230 code for a protein of 409 amino acids. Gene Ontology annotation, cellular component: nucleus; chromatin. Gene Ontology annotation, molecular function: chromatin binding; histone binding. The record is from RefSeq and is a predicted model, not a curated record.
AUGGCUGAACCGAUUAGAAAUAAGCGUCCUGAUCUGACGGCUCCCACGCCGCAGAACACUCCGGCCACGAAUGCGCCCAUCUCCUCUCAUGCUCAGCAGCCUGGGGUGGCCAGCAUCAAAGAAGAAGACAUGGAUCGCGCGGCUGCCGCUGCCAUCUUCGCCCAGAACCCGAAGCUUGUCCAAAUGAUACAGGGUCGGCUAGGCUCACUCAUUGGUCGCUCUUCAGGUUAUAUCGAGUCACUCCCUCCGGCAGUCCGUCGCCGAGUUGCAGGCCUUCGUGGCGUCCAGCAAGAGCACUCCAAGCUCGAAGACGAGUUCCAGAAGGAAGUUCUCGAGCUCGAGAAGAAAUACUUUGCCAAAUUCACACCGCUUUAUGAGAAACGGGCUGCCAUUGUCAAUGGCAAUGCGGAGCCAACCGAAGACGAGGUCAAGGCUGGGGAUAACGAGGACGAACAGCUCCAGGCCCAAGGAGCUCCUGACGAAAGUGCACCAAAGCAGAGCGACGUUGCCGAGGACGUUGCUGGAAUCCCCGAGUUCUGGCUGUCAGCCAUGAAGAACCAGACGACCCUUGCCGAAAUGAUCACCGACCGAGAUGAAGCCGCCUUAAAGCACCUGACGGACAUUCGCAUGGAGUAUCUCGACAAGCCUGGCUUCCGUCUCAUCUUUGAAUUCGCGGAGAACGAGUUCUUCGCUAACAAGUCCAUCACCAAGACAUACUUUUACCAGAACGAAAGUGGCUAUGGCGGUGACUUUAUCUAUGAUCACGCAGAGGGCGACAAGAUUGAAUGGCACGCUGGCCAAGAUUUGACCGUCCGUGUCGAAGCCAAGAAGCAGAGAAACAAGAACACAAACCAGACCCGUAUUGUCAAGAAAACGGUCCCCACGGAAUCAUUCUUCAAUUUCUUCUCGCCACCACAAGCCCCCAACGAUGACGAACCGGAGGACGAGGACGCCGUUGCUGAUAUUGAAGACCGACUGGAAUUGGAUUAUCAGCUGGGCGAGGAUAUUAAAGAAAAACUCAUCCCUCGAGCUAUUGAUUGGUUUACUGGCGAAGCCCUUGCUUUCGAAGAAGACUUCGACGAAGAUGAUCUGGAUGGUGAGGACUUCGACGAGGACGAGGAUGAGGACGAGGACGACAUGAGCGAGGACCACGAUGAGGACGAGGAGUCCGACGAAGAGGAUGAAUCCGGGAAACCCAAGCAGGAGGCCGCUGAGUGUAAGCAAAGCUGA